AUGGGCAGCGCCGAGGAGGAUUAUAACUUUGUCUUCAAGGUUGUCCUGAUCGGGGAGUCCGGGGUGGGCAAAACCAACCUGCUCUCCCGCUUCACCCGCAACGAGUUCAACCACGACAGCCGCACCACCAUCGGCGUGGAGUUCUCCACCCGCACCAUCCUGGUGGGAGACGCUGUGGUGAAGGCUCAGAUCUGGGACACGGCCGGGCUGGAGCGGUACCGUGCCAUCACCUCUGCGUAUUAUCGAGGGGCUGUGGGUGCCCUGGUCGUCUUUGACAUCACCAAGCACCAGACGUACGAUGUGGUGGAACGCUGGCUGAAGGAGCUGUACGACCACGCUGAGGCCAGCAUCGUCGUCAUGCUGGUGGGGAACAAGACCGACCUCGCGCAGGCUCGGGAGGUGCCCAUGGAGGAGGCGAAAAUGUUUGCAGACAACAACGGGAUGCUGUUUGUCGAGACCUCGGCGCUGGACUCCACCAACGUCGAGCAGGCCUUUGAGACCAUCCUGAAGGAGAUCUUCCAGAAAGUGCAGAAGCAGAAGCAGAGGAGCAGCCAAAGCAACACGGUGUCACUUGCCAGUGAGAGCCCAGAGGGUGCAGCCCCCACACAGAUGGAGAAGCGCCCGUGUUGUGUGGCCCUCUGA
Eurypyga helias (sunbittern) is the source of this 642-nucleotide messenger RNA. RefSeq names its product RAB25, member RAS oncogene family (gene RAB25). The record is from RefSeq and is a predicted model, not a curated record. The transcript is spliced from 5 exons. The coding region runs from base 1 to 642 and encodes 213 amino acids. Gene Ontology annotation, molecular function: GTPase activity; GTP binding. Gene Ontology annotation, cellular component: recycling endosome. NCBI's taxonomy places the organism in Eukaryota, Metazoa, Chordata, Aves, Eurypygiformes, Eurypygidae. Gene Ontology annotation, biological process: exocytosis.